Molecule: messenger RNA, 2031 nt
Organism: Ziziphus jujuba (common jujube)
Lineage: Eukaryota; Viridiplantae; Streptophyta; Magnoliopsida; Rosales; Rhamnaceae
Product: probable leucine-rich repeat receptor-like protein kinase At1g35710
Exons: 6
Coding region: 1-2031 (676 amino acids)
Molecular function (GO): protein binding
Source: RefSeq, a predicted model, not a curated record
AUGCAAACUUUGAGUGGUAAGAUUGAUCCAUCUCUGCUAGUUUCGAAAUAUCUAAAUCACUUGGACUUGAGCAUGAAUGAUUUUGGAGGUUCCCGAAUUCUCUCUUUUAUUGGAUCAUUACAGAGUUUGAGAUAUCUCAAUCUUUCUGGUGCAUCUUUUGGUGGAACUAUUCCACCAAGUCUUGGAAACCUAUCGAGAUUGAUAUAUCUUGAUCUCAAUAAAGUUGAUCGGUUUGAGUUAACCAAAAGUAGCCUGUACUGGCUUUCCGGUCUUUCUUCUUUAAAAUACCUUCAUUUAGGAGGUUGGGACAUGUCCAUGUCUGCAACAACCAAAAGUAGCCUACUGGUUGUUCAAAUCAAACGCCUAGUUUACCUUGACCUUAACUCCAACUACUUAUAUGGGCCACUUCCAGAUAAAAUUGCUAGUUUGGCUUCUCUUGAAAACCUUGACUUUUCACUGAGUUCCAUUGAGGGUCAGCUGUCAAAAAAAUUGGGAAAUUUAUGCAAUUUACAGAGUCUGAAGCUUUCACAAAAUAAAAUUACAGGUGAAAUAACUAAUGUUUUCGAUACUUUGUCCACGUUCUCCAGAAGCAACUCAGAGACAUUGAAUUUAGGGUACAAUGAGCUGACAGGAAAUCUACCGAACUCUUUAGGAUAUCUAAAGAGUUUAAGGUACCUUCAAAUGCCAUAUCACUUAUUUCAAGGCUCACUUCCACGCUCAAAUGGAAACUUGUCAGCUUUGGAACAAAUUUCAUUAUCCAAUAAUAAACUGACAGGAAUCCUAAAGAGUCUUGGACAUCUCUCAAAGCUGACUGUAUUAGACAUCUCAGAGAACAUGUGGGAAGGGGUCAUAACUGAAACUCAUCUCGCUAAUCUAUCAAGUUUGAAGGAGUUGACAAUGGAUAAAGCAUCCCCAAAUAUUUCUUUGGUCUUCGACAUUAGCUCUGAUUGGAUACCUCCUUUUAAAGUCACCUACCUCCUCAGCAAAUCAAGCCGAGUAGGUGCCAGAUUUCCUACAUGGCUUAAGAAUCAAAGUGAUCUGUCCUAUGUGCUUGAUAGACUUGACAUAGCUUAUAAUCAACUAAGUGGCGGGGUGCCAAACUCAUUCAGAUUCAACAAAGAGAGCAUUGCCAAAUUUGGUCCUCUUCCACUUUGGUCAUCAAACGUUACCAAGUUGUAUCUUAGGGACAAUCAGUUUUCAGGGCCAAUUCCCCCUAACAUGGGUGAGGUAAUGCCUUUGCUAACAGAUUUAGAUGCCUCUUACAACUCUUUGAGUGGAAGCAUAGCCUUGUCCACUGGAAAUAUAACCGGAUUGAUGAACUUGGUUAUCUUCAACAAUGAAUUAUCAGGUCAGACUUCUAAUAUCUGGGAAAAUAAACAAUUCAUAUACAUUGUGGACAUGUCAAACAACAAUAUUUCAGGAACAAUACCAACAAUGGGCUAUCUAAGUUUUCUUGGAUUCCUGAUUUACAGGAAAGCUUCCAGCUUGGAUAGGAGAGAGUUGCACAAUUUGUUGAUCUUGCAUUUGCGGUCCAACUCCUUCAGUGGGAACAUUCCUCACCAAUUUUGUGGGCUUUCCAAACUUCACAUGGUGGACCUGUCCCACAAUCAUCUCACUGGCCAUAUUCCACAUUGCAUUGGCAAUCUCAGUGGCUUGAAGUCUGAAGUUCAAAUCCCAUCAAGCAUUGGGGAUUUUGAGUGGAUUGAAACUCUUGAUAUCUCCAUGAACCAUAUUUCCAGUACAAUCCCACUUUCAAUGUCUUCUUUAACAUUUCUGAACCAUCUCAACCUCUCCUACAAUAAUUUGUCAGGAAAAAUCCCAACCGCCAAUCAGUUUCUGACCCUUGAUGACCCAUCAAUCUACCAAGGAAAUGCUGGUAUCUGUGGAAGACCUCUGUCAACUGAUUGUCCUGACAGUGACCAAAGCAAACUAGGAGGUGAUGGAGAAGACAGAGAUGGAGAUGGCGGAGAUAAAUUUAAGAAAUUGGGCUUCAUUAUCAGCAUUGUGAUUGGGUUUUUUGUGGGACUUUGA